Hyaloscypha bicolor E is the source of this 1311-nucleotide messenger RNA. Its product is annotated as pyoverdine/dityrosine biosynthesis protein. The transcript has 4 exons. The record is from RefSeq and is a predicted model, not a curated record. NCBI's taxonomy places the organism in Eukaryota, Fungi, Ascomycota, Leotiomycetes, Helotiales, Hyaloscyphaceae. The coding region runs from base 1 to 1311 and encodes 436 amino acids.
AUGCCUGUACUACAGGUUUCCCAAGUCCCAGCCGACAAGGCAUCUCCGUUGAAGCAUGGCUCCUGCACUCCAGAUCAUGAUUCUAUUAAUGCUGCCUCCCUCGACGAGAGUUUUGCCGCAGAUAAUCCAAAACUGGACCAAACUGUUGCACGUAUCAUGGAUAUCCUAGAAACGUUCAGCCUUCAACAACAAGGCAACGAUGUGUUUCUAGAGAGAGAUGUGUUCUCCCCUCGGGUUCGUCGCCAUGUUACCGCAGGGCACACAGUACCCAUGGUUCUCCCGGCUUUCCCAGCCAAGAGCAUCAACCGCGUCGACAAGGUCUUGGGAACAAUGCCCGACUUGGGCGAGGAGCUUGCUCUGGACCGUCUAAAUGAUCUCUGCUCCAGAAUCAAGAAGAUCUAUCCACCUGGUGCAAUGGUGCUCAUCGCGACUGAUGGUGCUUGCUAUAACGAUCUCACAGGAGUUACGGACAAGAACCUUUGGGAGUACGCCACAACGCUGCGUCAGAUGGUCAACGAGAAAGGCUACGACAAAUGCAUCGAUUUCAUUCGCAUCAUGAAUCUACUAGAGAUUUACAACCAUUCAACCAUUACCCAGGAGAAGUUCAUCAGUCUUAUUGGCCCAAGCCGAAAAGAGCUGAUGGAGCGCUAUGGGGAUCCUAAUUUUGACCCCAACGCCUGCAUUAAGAAUAACCCUGACUACAAGAUGACCUACGAUGGAUAUGCAAAGUUCUUGAAGAAGGAUCUUGCAUACGGUGCUAUUCGAGACCCCAUGACCAGUGGCAAGAAAUAUAAGGCUAUGGUACACGAGUCAGCUAAAGCCAUGAUUGCCCGCGGCGUGGCGUUUGCGAAUUUGAUUAUGGAAAAAUGCCCUGAGCAUGUACGACUUUCGAUCCACCCAUCGACCGGACAAACGAAGAUAUCCAUGCCGCUAAUUCCACAGACAGACUCCUUCUCAAUGACCCCGUGGCACUGCGCAGUAGCCGUGGAUACCCAAGGAAACUUCAAGACAGCACACGUGGGAGUACUGAAUGCAACACACGACAAGGUCUUUAAGCACGGCCGCCCCUACCACUACCGAGAGCGUUCCGCCUUGUGGAAUUGGGACGCCAAGGUAGAGUUUGAGCAUCUAUACGGGGGUGGAUUAGUAAUCCACAAUAUUAGGGGUGACGAACAAUGUAAAGUCUUACUGUCUAAGUCUGACAAGCUGAAGCUGGCUUCGCUAGCCAUAGCCCAGGGCAAGGUUGAGUUGCGAGGAUUUAUGCAAAUAUUUGGGAGUAGAAAACCACAGGGAAAUAAAGGCUUAGAAUAG